GCAGAGAGGGACACUGGCCCUGCUCCUCACUGAUUCUGCAUGACUGUCACAAAGAUGUCAUGGCGUCCAACCUACCGAAGCUCCAAGUUUCGAAACGUUUAUGGAAAAGUAGCUAAUCGAGAGCACUGCUUCGAUGGCGUGCCCAUCACCAAGAACGUCCAUGACAACCACUUCUGUGCCGUCAACUCCAAGUUCCUGGCUGUCGUCACAGAAAGUGCCGGCGGAGGCUCUUUCAUUGUUAUACCUGUAUCCCAGCAAGCAAGUUACAAGAACCACCGAGUAAGCCGAGUGGUCUUCCUGGGCAACAUGAAGCGGCUCUUCACCACAGGGGUUUCUCGCUGGAACACCCGGCAGAUUGCUCUCUGGGAUCAGGAGGACCUGUCCAUGCCUAUAGUGGAGGAGGAUAUAGACGGCCUCUCAGGACUGUUGUUUCCUUUCUACGACGCUGACACACACAUGCUAUACGUGGCAGGCAAGGGGGAUGGUAACAUCCGUUACUUUGAAAUAACCACGGAGAAGCCAUACAUUCAGUAUCUAAUGGAGUUCAGGUCCCCGGCCCCACAGAAAGGCCUAGGUGUGAUGCCAAAACACGGGCUGGACGUAGCAGCCUGUGAGGUGUUUCGCUUCUACAAACUGGUGACCCUGAAGGGUCUGAUUGAGCCCAUUUCCAUGAUCGUGCCAAGACGAUCAGAUACAUACCAGGAGGACCUUUACCCGAUGACAGCUGGAACUGAGCCUGCCCUGUCAGCCAGCGAGUGGCUGAGCGGGAUCAACAGAGAGCCAGUCCUGAUGUCUCUAAAGGAGGGUUACAACCGUCCAAACCAGCUGGUGUUCAAGGCCCCAGUGAAGGAAAAGACGAGUGCAGUAGUCAAUGGGAUCGACCUGCUGGAGAACGUACCGCCCCGGACAGAGAAUGAGCUCCUGCGGAUGUUCUUCCGGCAGCAGGACGAGCUGCGGCGGCUGAAGGACGAGCUGACCACUAAGGACGUGCGAAUACGACAACUGGAGCUGGAGCUGAACAACCUGAAGAAUGUUAGCCCCAACAACGUCUGACCUCUAAGCCUCCGGAACUGGCACAGCUGCUUCUUUCACGUCCAGUUCUGACCUCCGACAAGCUUCAUAAGCCUAACUCUCUGCUUUUUAUAUAAGCAAUAUCAACUUCCUACCAUCAUUCCUGCUGCCCUGCAUAGCAAACAAAUAUAUAACAACUGUUGAGUACAUCCCUUACUGAUGCAAAUAGUAGAAUAAUGUAGUAGUAUUACUUUAAUUAUACGUAUUGAAGGUAGGGUUUCAGGGAUUGCCUCCUGGAUAACGUUUGGUUGAUGAUGAUGUCUGUUUAUUUAAAUGAACACAUGUAUGUUCCAGCACAGCCUGUAGUGUUAUGAUCACUUACAGCUAUUUUCAACCACCCUGUUUUUUUUUUUUAUGUGACAAUGCCUUGAUGACCGUGCAAAAAGGUCCUACCAGAAUUGUCCUUCAGUACCAACCAAAUCAGCUUUAAAAGUUCAUUUUAUGCUGCAACAAAACUGGAUGAUGAAACGAGUUCUCCAUUUCCUCAAGGCCUUAGUUCCUGCUGUUAGCCCUGAGCUGCAACUCCACCUCACAGUAGCAGACUUCUGCAGACGUGGAUCAUGCAUUUUUCACCUCGGUUGUCCUAAAUUGACUUUGCAACACUA
Messenger RNA from Nematolebias whitei (Rio pearlfish), 1676 nucleotides. RefSeq names its product coronin, actin binding protein, 2Ba (gene coro2ba). The transcript has 9 exons. Gene Ontology annotation, biological process: actin filament organization. NCBI's taxonomy places the organism in Eukaryota, Metazoa, Chordata, Actinopteri, Cyprinodontiformes, Rivulidae. The coding region runs from base 40 to 1053 and encodes 337 amino acids. The record is from RefSeq and is a predicted model, not a curated record. Gene Ontology annotation, molecular function: actin filament binding.